GUGGGAACACACAGACAAGGACAGGUCUAGGAGACCAGAAGGAAGGUCUGGAGGGACCUGCAGGCUUCGAAAGGCGUUCUGUUUAGCGAGUGCUUGAGGACCCGGCAUAACGAUGGCUCAUGGGUGUCUGCUCAGCGCCUGCAGAGAUGCGGUCCCAGGACUAAGCCCACGGGCGUGGGGGCAGUGGAGCCUGCACCGUUUUCAUCCGAUAUCCCUCAAAUGCUUUCCUUCACUUAGCAGCUCUAGGCCCCUCCCCGAGCCGUCGGGCCCUACCAGCCCCGGAGAGGCGGACGGGGCCCGCAGGGCGGGGAGGGGGGUGCUGGGAGAGGAAGGGCCGAGCUCCCGGGGGCGGGCAGAGGCGGGCGCCUAGAUCUGGAGGUGGAGACUGGGUGAGGGGCCCGACAGCGGAGUCUGUGCAGAACCGCCCAGACACCGGCGCUCAGCAAGGUGAGACCCCAGCGUACUUCCGUCCCCUCUCCUAAACUCCAGCAGCCGGACUGGGAACCCCAACUGACUCGGGAACCAAACCGCGUUCCGCUUCGGAGGAUGCUGUGUCUAUCUGCCCAGAAUCCUGGCUCCAUGCUGUCUGGUUUCAUCCAUGCCUGACCCAGUAGACGAUGAGCUUGUUGUGGGCAGUGUUCAUCCCUUUACCACUUCAGUAGUCUCCUCCCAUCCCCAAGAUAAUGUAGCCAUAGCAGGAUUCGCCCAGAGGAGGGCUAAAGAAUUGCACUUAGAAUUAUCCAAUGAAGUUGCUACUAGAGACAGAAGAUAGAAGCACAGGAUUUUCCUGUCCUGGAAGAGCUGAUAGACCAGAUGAGGAGCUGAGAGAGGCACAGGGGGCAAAGAGGAACAUUAGGGCUCUGCUUUCCUCCAUCCCAGUGCUGGGAGACCCUAGAGUUGGAGCCUCAGAAACUCUGGAGCUGAAAGCUUUGGCCUCAAGAUCUGACUCUGCCAUUUAUUAGCUUUGUGACCUUGAGUAGACCACUUACUGAGCCUCAUUUGGACCAUCUGUAAAAUGACUUUACCACCAAUGUCACUGCUGAAUUCUGGCUGGCCCCACCGAGCAAAGAGGCUGGCCUCUCCAGAGCUGAAUCCACCAGUCAACUCAGACAGCGACCCAGAACCCAUGCCCAAGGAAGACCCUGAGGAGACCUCUGCUCAGGAUCCUGAAGUUCUGAGCUGGGGGCACCCUGGCCUGGACACCACCCCAGCCCCCAGUUGGCCUGUGCUCCGGAGCCUCCUCCAGCAGCUCCCUCCACAGGACAGCGAUGAGCGCUACUGCCUGGCCCUUGGGGAGGAGGAGCUGGCCGAGCUGCGGCUCUUCUGUGCGCAACGGAGGCGGGAGGCCCUGGGACAGGGGGUGGCCCGCCUGGUACCUCUCAAGCUUGAAGAAUGCACCUGUGAAAAUUGCAGGGAGCAGCUGAGGCCAGGGGAGUAUGGAGUGUUCGCAGCUCGGGCAGGAGAGCAGCGCUGCUGGCACCGGGCUUGCUUUGCCUGCCAGGCCUGUGGCCAGGCCCUGAUCAACCUCAUCUACUUCUACCACGAUGGGCGUCUUUACUGUGGCCGUCAUCACGCAGAGCUGUUGCGGCCGCGCUGCCCGGCUUGUGACCAGCUGAUUUUCUCCCGGCGCUGCACCGAGGCCGAGGGACGGCGCUGGCACGAAAACCACUUCUGCUGCCAGGACUGCGCCGGGCCCUUGGGCGGGGGACGUUAUGCCCUGCCGGGGGGCGGCCCCUGCUGCCCCAGCUGCUUUGAGCGUCGCUAUUCGGAUGCGGGUUCGAGUCCGGCCCCGACACUGGAAAGCAGGGCGUCCCCGGGAGAGGAGGGGCUCUGCAGAGUUGGAGCCCCGGACUGCGCCCAGCGGAAUGCCGCGACCAUCUCCCGGGCAACCCUUCUCGCCACUGCCGCCAGCUCCAGUCUGGAAACCCGGACCGGGAUGCUUGGAUCCAGCGCAGAGCAGGAGUAUCGAGCUGGGGACCAGACGGAGGCACGCCAAGGGCAAGCGCAGGGCCGCCUAGAGACGCCCCUUGAUCCCAAGGAGAACGCUCCCUGCCCCACCUGCUCCUCUUCCUCUGAAUCGGAACCCGAAGGCUUUUUCUUAGGCCAGCGCCUUCCCCGGCCCUGGGAGACCCCGGCCUCUCUCCAAACUGGGGACAGCGACACCUCCAGGAGGCACUGUACCAUUUGCUAGUGGCGCAGCCUGGAGAAAGGGGGUAUUGGGGGAAGUGAUCUGUUAAGGCGAGAGAGCGAGGCUCUCCUACCCCUCUAAGUCCUAGACUGAAUGCCAUCAGGACCACGUCUGGGGAGGGGCGGCGAGAUGACAGGUUUGAGUGCCUCCUCUCAGCCCGCGCACUUUAUGACUCUUCAUGGACACUUGGAGAAGCCCAUUCCUCAAAGCUACGCAUCACCCGCUGAGUGCCCCUGCCCCACCCCCACAGGCUGGGCGGCCCCAUCCCCAGCGUCGUCCUCCCGAACCAAUGAAGUGAUCACUCGGAGAACACCUGGACUGUGAGCGGGUGUGCCGGCCGAAGGCCAGGACGGAGCUGGAGGUGGAACCCGACCAGGGAGACUGGAGCGCGACGGCGCUCCACCCCUGGCAGAGGUGGCGGACGCGCACAUGGGAAGU
Molecule: messenger RNA, 2626 nt
Organism: Bubalus bubalis (water buffalo)
Lineage: Eukaryota; Metazoa; Chordata; Mammalia; Artiodactyla; Bovidae
Gene: PRICKLE4
Product: prickle planar cell polarity protein 4
Exons: 9
Coding region: 1016-2191 (391 amino acids)
Molecular function (GO): zinc ion binding
Source: RefSeq, a predicted model, not a curated record